AUGAACUUCACCCUGCGCAAAGGUCUGGCCCUUCUCGGCCUCGCGUCCGCCGUCGCCGCCAGCUGCACGGUCGAGACGGACUACGAGAUCACUUUCUACGGAUACCCUGACAACGACCCUGCCAGUGCGGAGACGGCGUAUAACUGUGGUGGCCGUGACUACAUUGCCGGGGGCACCGGCACGUACGACGACCCCCUGACCUUUGCCACCGCGCCGGGCGAGUUCGAGAAGUGCGAGAUCAUCUAUCUCCCUUACCUGCGCAAAUACCUCCGGCUCGAGGACGUCUGUGAGCAGUGCACCACGGACUACAAGGAGGGCAAGCAUCACAUCGACGUCUGGACGGGCUCCAGCACCGUCAACGGCGGUGAAACGCAGAUCAGGUGCGAGGAUGCGUUGACCCCGAGUGCAUCCCAGUCCGUGAUUGUCAACCCGGCAAGCACCUACACCGUCAACGCCGCUGCCCUGUUCUCAGAUGACACUUGCCACACCUCCGACACCUACAGCAACGCCGACGCGUCGAGCUACUGCUCCAGCUCCGGCUCGUCCUCAUCCAUCUGCUCCUGGGCGGGCCACUGUGCCGGGGCCUCCUGCGAGAACGAGAACGACUGCUCGGGCAGCCUCACUUGUGUCAGCGGCAAGUGCGCGUAGGCGACUUCCCAUCGGGUGGAACGCUGCUGGACCGGGGGAGAGGGAUUGGCGAGAGCGCCGUCGUGUCGAGGACAUGGUAACGGGGGCGCGAG
This is a messenger RNA of Aspergillus heteromorphus CBS 117.55, 740 nucleotides long. RefSeq lists its product as uncharacterized. The coding region runs from base 1 to 648 and encodes 215 amino acids. The transcript is spliced from 5 exons. The record is from RefSeq and is a predicted model, not a curated record. Lineage: Eukaryota; Fungi; Ascomycota; Eurotiomycetes; Eurotiales; Aspergillaceae.